This is a messenger RNA of Sporothrix schenckii 1099-18, 4536 nucleotides long. RefSeq names its product gata transcription factor. The coding region runs from base 1 to 4536 and encodes 1511 amino acids. Lineage: Eukaryota; Fungi; Ascomycota; Sordariomycetes; Ophiostomatales; Ophiostomataceae. The transcript is spliced from 3 exons. Gene Ontology annotation, molecular function: zinc ion binding. Gene Ontology annotation, biological process: rDNA heterochromatin formation; silent mating-type cassette heterochromatin formation; regulation of transcription by RNA polymerase II. The record is from RefSeq and is a predicted model, not a curated record.
AUGGCGUCGCCCAUGACAACUGGCAGCCCGGCCGCCUAUGGCUGGCCGCCGGCACCGCCGAACCAGCAGCCGCAGGGCCCCAUGCCUGCUAACGACGCCGACGAGAUGGGCAUGCAAGUGCGGCCAAUGGCCUUGAAAGUGCUCUACACCUUCGACAAGGACAGCCGCGUCAACUGCCUCGCCCGCUGGCCCCACACCCUGCAGGUCCAGGUUGUGCCCCUCGACGAGCAGAGCUGGAUCGGCAUCGUCGACCUCCGCCUCUGCAUCCAGGCUAUUGCCCAAGGCAGCCCCGAGCUCGCGUCCCAGACCGUCCUGGACUACGCCAUCUACGCCGUCGACUACUCCGAGCCCGACACGCCCCUGGUCGGCCAGGGCAUGCUGUCGUGGGUCAUGGACCCCGCCGCUGCCGUGGCCGCCCAGCAGUUUGACGAGGGCCCCAAGAUGGUCACCGGCCGCGUCACAAAGAACAUGAUGGCCCUGUUCGGCAAGGGCGUGCGCGAGACCCUCGAGGUGCGCCUCAAGCUGUCCGAGGUCUCCCGCAUGGCCCGCACCGACAGCAACAGCGGCCACCGGGGCAGCGGCAACGGCAUGAAUGCCACCAGCCAGGGCCAGGGCCAGGUGCACAACGCCCCGACGCCCACCGACACCUCCGAGUGGAACUCUUUUCUCCAGGCCAACCCCAUGCUCGGCCGGUCUGCAAGCAUAUCGACCAUGCAGUCGCCGAGCCUGGCCCCGGUGCUCCCCGACAUGUCUGCCUAUCCGCCCAGCAUGUCCACUGGUAUGGCUGCUGGCUCCUUUGACAUGGGGCCCCGUGCUGUGUCGCGGCCCGGCUCACGGCCAAACUCUCGCCAGUCCUCCAAAUCCGCCGUCGCUCCUUCUCAUCCUCCCGUCCGUGCUGGCCCUCCACCACUCGCACCGCAUUCGUCACAGCAGCAGCAGCAGCAGCAGCAGCCUGGAUCUGCCUUCCCGUCGGUCUCACCGCCACCAAUUGCCAUGGCAAACGACGAAGUCAUGUCGGCCUCCACCCCGCCGCCUGAGACGAACGGCCGGCCAGCACGUCCUGCCCGGCCACCACGCUCCCGCUCACGGGUACGAGUGCCCACCGGCCGCCCACGCGGCCGUCCACGCAAGUCGCAAUUGACGGACGGCAACACGUCGGCUGCUGAGGAGGCGCCGACCGAUGCCGACGGUGACGAUGCGCAUAAGAAGAAGCGCGUCAAGACGACAAAGGCGGACUACCCCACCCGGACAUCCCUCGACUCAGCACCCGACUCGCUUCGCGUCGCCGCGAGCACGUCGGGCGCUCUGCGCACACUGCGGCCGGUCCUGCCGCAGCCUCCCUCGACCGACGGCCCCUCCGCACCAGGCUCCCAUCUCCAGGAGCUCCCGCGUGCACCCACUCCUGUGCCACAGGGCGGCGGGGCCCCGGGCCAACACCAUGCGCGCAAGUUGAUGGCCCAAAGGGCCCGGCGGGAGUCCUUGGCCAACCUCGAACCCUCUUCGUUCGCAGACUCGUAUGCUCGCUCGUUGCCCGCAGGCUCACCCACCGAUUCGAUGGCACCAUCUCCAGAGAACUACACGCCGGAGAACAGCCCGCCUGAGAUGAAUUCGUCCCCCCCGGUCCCUCGUACUACGAGCUACGUACCGCAGUCGAGCCCCAUCCCGUCCAGCCCGCCCCUGCCUGCUAUGCGCAUGCCACCACCUGAUUCCGGGUUUAUGAGCGGCGGCAUGGAGGAUCUCCUCUUCGGCGAUGAUGAAAACGCGAUGCUGAACGACAAGUUCCUGCCACCACCGACGCCCAUAGAGACCGCCGCGCCGACGCCAAACAUGGAGUUCUCGCUGCCCCUGCCGCCACCGACAGGCUCCGCUGAAACGGGCCCGUUGCCACCAGCAGCUGCGCCUGUGCCGUCUUUGACGUCUUCGACAUCGUCAGCCUCUUCUUCGACGCGGUCGCCAAAACGGACGAACCGGACCUCCAACAAACGGUCCGCGCCAAACGCCGCGAACAAUUCGGAGCAGUACCCGUUCCUGGCUAUGAUCCCAGGACCGCCGGAGCUCCUCCCCACCACCGUCUUGUACAACCCUCCCCAGCCGAAGCCACGCGCAGCGAAACCCCCGCGAGCCAACAGCAUGGUCGCACGAGCUCCGCCUCGGCCACUGGAACGGUCCCAUUCGGAACCUGCACACCCCGCUUCCCUGCCAGACCAGCUGCAGGCCGAUGCCCAGGCUGAACAGCGGCCACUGUCACAGCUUCGCCACCAAUCGAUUUCGCUACCGACGGACGGCGACAAGGAUGCCGAUGCCAGCAAGACUGACACUUCGCAGCUUUCGCAGCUUGACAUCCACGAUGACAUCAAGGAGCUGUCGAAGCUGAUCACUGCAACGCACGAGAGUCCCGCUGCGACACCAUCCGAGGCGCCAAAGUCGCCUCAAACACAGCCGACUCUGCCCCAACAGCCAGCAGCCGAAAUGGCGAGAUUUAUGAGCUCACUGCCCCCCCUGCCCUUCCCGUCCGUGCCCACCACCGUGCCGGCUAGCGACCCUGUGGGACUGCCGCCGUUGACUCUUCCUGCGCCGCCGCCACCACCGACUGCGUUCUCCGAAGCACCGUGCCCGCCUAGUGAUGCAGACGUGCCCAGCGGACGCUCCAACAAAAACCUCGUUCGCAAGGCUGCCAUCCGCGAACGGCUUAAAAAGGCCAUUCAGAGCGGUGAAAUGCCCCCAUACUGCCAAAACUGUGGUGCCAUCGAGACGCCCACAUGGCGCAAGAUGUGGACGCAGGAGCACGAGGGCGAGCCGGGCUAUUACAAUUUCCAAGACCAAAACUGCCCCAUCACGUUUAUUGAAAUCCUCGAGCGCGACGCGGAGGGCAGAUCCACCCGGUACCGUCUUGUCCGGAAAUCCUUGAACAGCCACGAAAAUGGGAAGCUCUGGACACAGAUGCUUCUCUGCAACCCCUGCGGUAUUUGGGUCGGCAAAUUUAGGAGCCACCGGCCUCGCGACCGGUGGGACAAGGAUUUGGACCGCCUCGAACAGACCCGGACGAAUUUCAAGACGUCUCGCCCGCGCAAGUCUCGGGCCAAGAGUGACCCGCAGACCCAGCUGACGUCCGAGGCGUACUUGACUACGGAUCCGGCAGGCCCCGAAGACAACGGCCCGCCCGCCAACGCGAAGGUCCCCCACAUUGAAAUUCUUGACACGCCCCCGCCUACGGAUCCCAAUGGCACAAAGCUGCACAAGCUCCUACCCGCACCGCCUGCGGCACCACUACCUCCUCCUCCGCCUCCAGCAUCGACGACAACUUUCCCGAAGCCGCCGGCGACAACUGCAGAGUCGAACAAGCGAGCCGAGAACGAGAACGAGAAUCCAAACAACUCGGCCUUGGGCGAGGAGCGCUCCCGCGGUGACAGCUCCAAUGCAGCGUCGUUGCAGCAGCCGGAUUUUCUGGCAGGGUCUAACCAGGAACCUGCCUCGGGCGGUGGAGGCUCUGCUGAGCGACGCCGUGGUGGACCUGGAUCGACGCAUUCGCGAGGCAGCGGCACAGCCGACAGCCCGAUUGCUGUGGACGACCAGUUUGGAACCACCCGUCGCCUCCUCUUCCCCUCACCUCGCAAAGAAGGCGUUCUUAAGGUGCUCGGCGAGCUGGCCGUGAAUGUGAUAGGAACCGUUCUCGGUUCGCCCAAGGCCAAGGCCAACCCGUCCAAGUUUGAAGACACUGCGCGGUCCGGGGCGAAGCUGAGUGGCGAGGCUCAUGCGAGGAUCGACGGCGCUCAGGAUGCCGACGACAUGGAGGACCUCUUUGGCACGCCGCCGCCGCCAACGGCACGACCCUCCACCCCCCCACCCAACACGAGCAACAGUCGGGAAUCGCCCGCGUUUGCCUCGGGCCCGUUUAAGACACCAACGCGGCCGACGCCCAGCCACCGGCCGAUUACGAGAAGCGUCUCGAAAUCCAUCGUGCGCUCGACGACGGCCACUACCGGCGCUGGCCCCCAGUCCCCUGUGUUGGAAGGUCUCAUGCUCUUGGCGCAGCGCACGCCAUCCAAAACACCUCGCUCCGUCCCUGUCCCUGGCAGCGCCAGCCGGCAGCGUCGCACAGCCUCGGUCACGCCUGCACGUCUGCAGCGGCAGCAGCAGCAGCAGCAGUCGCUUCACGUGCCUCUGCAGCUAGACGGCGUGCCGUUUGACACACCCUUCACCUCGACGCUGAACCAGCUGCUGUCCGAGGCCAACGACUUCACGACGGGCUCUCCGUCGCAUGGGCUCACGGACCUGGACUUGGCCACGUUUGCGAACCUCGACAGUGAUGGCCUGACGGCCAACUUCGGCAGUGUGGCCGACGACCUCGACUUUGGCUCGUACUUGGACACGGACCUGGUGAUGCCGAGCUCGUCGCCGCUGGUCAACCGUAAGAACGGCGGCGGCAGCCACAAGCACCACAGCGACCAGCUCGUGUCUAUGGGCGGCGAGGUGUCCUUUGAGGCCAGCGAGUCCCUGUGGAGCGAUUUCAACGAUGCCAUGGAUGCUGAUGUCUGA